UUUCACUCCCCCAAAACUAAUUCAGAUUCAUCUAUGGCGACUGAAACUAAGGCUGUUACCGAGGAUGUCAAGAUCGAUCUCUUCGAAGACGACGAUGAGUUCGAAGAGUUUGAAAUCAAUGAAGAGUGGGAUGACAAGGAGGAAGGUAAAGAAAUAGCUCAACAGUGGGAGGAUGAUUGGGAUGAUGAUGAUGUUAGUGAUGAUUUCUCUGUUCAGUUGAAAAGGGAGCUGGCGAGCACUACUACUGAGAAGAAAUAAACCUCCUGCUGGCUAUGAUUGUUUGAUAUAACAUGUGUAAUGAGUUACAACUUAGGUAUUUGAGGUGUUUUCUUACCUUUAAAAGAACAUAAACUAUGCCGUGUUGGGAAGGAAAUGUGAGUAAGAACAGAACACAAGGACAUAAUUCAUGUGUUAUUUCUUUGAAACAUUUGCAUAGAAGUUAUUGCGUACUUGGUUUUGUUUUUCA
Vicia villosa (hairy vetch) is the source of this 466-nucleotide messenger RNA. Its product is annotated as protein DSS1 HOMOLOG ON CHROMOSOME V-like. The transcript has 3 exons. The coding region runs from base 34 to 258 and encodes 74 amino acids. Gene Ontology annotation, biological process: mRNA export from nucleus; proteasome assembly; double-strand break repair via homologous recombination. The record is from RefSeq and is a predicted model, not a curated record. NCBI's taxonomy places the organism in Eukaryota, Viridiplantae, Streptophyta, Magnoliopsida, Fabales, Fabaceae. Gene Ontology annotation, cellular component: proteasome regulatory particle, lid subcomplex; proteasome complex.